AUGGUGGAGCCCAUGACGGCAGCACCCCAAGGGCUGUGGAACCAGACAGCCUUUCUGGGAAGCCCAGAGGCGGUGGUCCGUCAGAAGGGAACACGGGUCAGGGAGCUCAAAUUGGCAAGGGCAGAACAGAACAACCAGGGGCGAAACGCUCAAAAAUUCCCCGCCGACAAGAUCCUGUCUGGAGAGGACUGGAAUUCAAUCAUGUACGAUGGGACCAUGGUGUGGGGCCCAUCCUUUCCUGGCAUGCUGGUCUGCAUCUACUUUAUCAUCCUCUUUGUUUGUGGGAACUAUAUCCUCCUCAAUGUCUUCCUGGCCAUUGCAGUUGAUAACCUGGCUGAGGCCGAGAGCCUGACCUUAGCCCAGAAGGCCAAAGCAGAGGAACGCAAGCGGCGGAAGAUGUCCAGAGGUUACCCAGAGAAAUCUGAAGAUGGCAAGCAGAUGCUGGCAAAGAAGCUUGAGCAGAAAAUGAAGGGAGAAGGGAUUCCCACAACAGCCAAGGUCAGUGCUGUGGACGAAUUUGAAUCCCAUGUCAAUGAGAUCAAAGACCCCUACCCUUCUGCAGACUUCCCAGGUGAUGAUGAGGAAGAUGAGCCUGAAAUCCCCCUGAGUCCUCGGCCACAUCCACUCGCAGAACUACAGCUGAAAGAGAAGGCCGUGCCCAUGCCUGAAGCCAGCUCCUUCUUCAUCUUCAGCCCAACCAAUAAGUUUCGGAUGCUGUGCCACAGAAUUGUCAAUGCCACCUGGUUCACCAACUUCAUUCUGCUCUUCAUUCUGCUCAGCAGCAUCUCGCUGGCAGCUGAGGAUCCCAUCCGGGCCGAGUCCUUCCGCAACCAGAUUCUUGGAUACUUUGACAUUGGUUUCACUGUCUUCACAGUUGAAAUAAUCUUGAAGAUGACAGCCUAUGGUGCUUUCCUGCACAAAGGCUCCUUCUGCAGGAACUCUUUCAAUAUCCUCGAUUUGCUGGUGGUCGCUGUCUCCCUCAUCUCCAUGGGAAUCGAGUCCAGUGCCAUCUCAGUGGUGAAGAUUCUCCGGGUGCUGAGGGUACUGAGGCCUCUGCGAGCCAUUAACAGGGCAAAGGGGCUGAAGCACGUGGUCCAGUGCGUGUUCAUGGCCAUCAAGACUAUCGGUAACGUUGUGGUCAUCACAACGUUGCUGCAGUUCAUGUUUGCCUGCAUCGGGGUCCAGCUCUUCAAGGGCAAGUUCUAUAGAUGCACAGAUCCAUCCAAGGUGACGGAGAAGGAGUGCAGGGGUUAUUUCGUCAACUACGUGGACGGGGACCCCACACGGAUUGAGCUAGAGAAGCGUGUCUGGUUGCACAGCAACUUCCACUUUGACAACGUCUUCUCAGCCAUGAUGUGGCUUUUCACCGUCUCCACCUUCGAGGGCUGGCCAGAGUGA
This is a messenger RNA of Phalacrocorax carbo (great cormorant), 1398 nucleotides long. The record is from RefSeq and is a predicted model, not a curated record. Lineage: Eukaryota; Metazoa; Chordata; Aves; Suliformes; Phalacrocoracidae.